GAUAACAAAGAGAGGGAGUGGAAAUUUCUUUGGGGUAUAUUUAUUUUGAACCAGAAUUUGUUUGCAAGUUUUUAAUUAUCGUAGCCCUCAGCUUGCUUGUAAAAUGUCCUAGAGUUCGCUUGACACCGCCGCGUUUUCCAAUCGCUUCAAGUUUUUGUUGUGACGCUGAUAUUUCGAUGGAUUUUCACGGCUUUUCACAUAUCGCCUGAGACAGACAGUCGUCGGACAUAAAUAACUGUGGGGUGCCAGCUCACCGAGAAGGCGCCCAAGAUGAAAAUCCAUUUUCGGGAACAGUACGGCACGAAGGGCGAGGAAAUCCUGUAUGUGACGCCAGCAGAUCAGAGCAACAUUGUGAGGGUACCGCUGCGCGGCGAUAAGCUAGUCAUCCAGGAGAAGUUCCUGCUCUUCCGCCUGCUGCAAAAGAUAUUUCUGCCCAAGGGCUAUCCGGACAGUGUCAGCGAGGAUUAUGCGGCAUAUCAGGUCUGGGACACUGCCCAGGCCUUCUGCAGCACCAUCUGUGGGACGCUGUGCACUCAUGCCAUCCUCAAAGGCAUCGGCGUGGGCAGCGAGAAUAUCAAUGCUUACUCCGCCACAGUCACCUGGAUCCUGAAGGAGGGCAGCGGCCAUGUGGGCCGCAUCUUCUUCGCCUGGUGGCAGGGCUCCCAGCUGGACGUGGACUCGAAGAAGUGGCGGCUGCGAGCGGAUUUCCUCAACGAUCUGGCCAUGGGCAUUGAGAUCUAUGUGCUUCCCAAGUAUCCGCAUCUAAGCACCCAAAUCCUGUGCGGCUCCACUCUGCUAAAGGCGAUUGUGGGCGUGGCAGGAGGAGCAACGAGAGCAGCGCUAACGCAACACCAUGCCCUGCGUGGAAAUCUAGCUGAUGUGGCCUCUAAGGAUAGUUCGCAGGAGACGUGCGUCAACCUGGUGGCCUCGUUUGUGGGCCUCUACCUCCUCUCGCUGAUCAAGAGCCAGACGGUGUUGUAUACCAUCUUCUACGUGGUGGUCAGCCUGCAUUUGUAUGCCAAUCUCAAGGCGGUAAGGGCGGUUUGCCUGCGAACAUUCAACGAGUCGCGAUAUUUGAUUGCCUUGGAGGAGUUCUUCCGGUCCUCGAGAAUGCUAAGUCCACAGCAGGUUAAUGCCAUGGAACGAGUCACAAUCGGCCAGACCGUGUCUGUGUCCUUGAACGUCAAGCUGGGGUUGAGCGUAAAGAAUCUAAUUGAUGAGUACAAGAGCAGCAGCGUCAUUGACAACAUUGUGUCCUCCUUUGAUCCCCACGAGCACUUCAUCAUAGCGGAGACGAAAAAGUGUUUGGGCGUCUAUCUGCACUUCGAUACGCGUCCCCAGGAUGUGCUCAAGGCGUACUUCUUUGCGGUGUCCUAUCUGCAGGAUCGCAAUCAGAUUAAGGAGAAGUACUGGGACAUACAGACCAAGUGGCAGGAGUUCCUCACGCUGGCCCAACAGGAGGGCUGGAUGAUCCAUCACCAUUUGUUGCUGGUGGAUGAGUUCCGUUUGGACUGGAAGGUGUAGGUGCAGGAAGGCUUGACUUUGACCUGAGUUGCUUGCUUGAUUUCAUUCGCAGGACUUCAUUAUCAUUCCAACACAUAUCUCACAUGAAAACAUUGAUCUAUUGACUAAGUGCUAUUGAUAUUUACCUAGAUUUAGCUUCGUGAAACAUCUUCCAACUAACUCUGCCUUAGCACAAAGUAAUGUUUGUAAUAGGAUACAUUUUAGCCCUGCUUUUUGCCCAUGAAUUUAUCAAGCGAUGACAUUAUUUCAAUUACUAGCUGCUACUCUAGGACUAAAAGGGAAUCUGAACACAAAAGAAUCUAUUUUGUAAGGACUUAUUGUAUGAUGUAAGCAUCGAUAUUUUGAUAUUUCGAGAGCCCAUGUGUACUUUUUAGAGUGUAAUCAAGGAAUAAUCUCACAACGAACUGCUGCAUACUUAAUACAAAUUCUUAUGUACAAAGUUUUUGGCGUGCAAUAUUAAGUUAAUUAUCCUGCUUCGAAUAUCUAUGGAAUAAGUUUGGCGUCCAUUUUAAGCUUACGGCAUAAUGCUUUCCAAUUAAUGCAAUAUAUACAUACAAUAUAUAAAUUAUGUGCAUACCGUCUCACCAGCAAAAAUGAUUUUAAAUGAAACCAAUUAAUAAACACGAUUUUAUGAAAAGAAAA
Molecule: messenger RNA, 2166 nt
Organism: Drosophila kikkawai
Lineage: Eukaryota; Metazoa; Arthropoda; Insecta; Diptera; Drosophilidae
Source: RefSeq, a predicted model, not a curated record